GCAGGGGCGAAGGUCGAGCCGGCGGAGACAGGGCAGGCCGGCUGCUCGGAGGCCCGGAAGGCAGUCGGACGCCCGGAAGGCAGUCGAACGCCGGACACCGGGCGGGCUGCGAUCCUCCCACCGCCCCGAGAUGGGGGCUUGGGCCCUGCUCCUGGGGGCUGGGGCCCUGCUGCUGCUGCCGCUGCUCCCGGCCGAGGCGCAGGCCUGCUCCGUGAGCGCAAACGUCGUCGAAGUCGAGGAGAACAAGAACUACACCCAGCCCCUGGUGGACAUCUCCGUCCCCCAGGGCCAGCAGGUGACCCUCGGGUCCUCGUCCACCCCCUUCGCCUUCCGGAUCGAGGGGACCCAGCUGUUUCUCAAUGUGAUUCCCGACUACGAGGAGAACCCGGUGCUGGAGGCCCACCUGGAGUGCAGGCGAGGGGACACUCUGGUGACCCAGCAGAAGGUGCUUGUCAUCGUGCUGGAUGUCAAUGACAACCCGCCCAGGUUCCGCUUUGAGGUCAAGGUCCAGAAGGUGUCCGAGGACACUAAAGUGAACACCACUGUCAUCCCGGAGACGGAGCUGCAGGCCGAGGACCUGGACAAAGAUGACAUCUUGUUCUACACCCUGCAGGAAGUGACCCCGGGUGCCAGGGACUUGUUCUCCUUGGUGGGUGUGAACCUGCCCGCCCUGCGGCUGGACCGGCCCCUGGACUUCGACCGACAUCGGAACAUGACCUUCCAGCUGCUGGUCCGGGACACUCAGGAGGAGGAUGUGGUACCCAGCCACACGGCCACGGCCACCCUGGUCCUGGAGGUGCAGCCCGCCGACCUGCGGCCCCCCUGGUUCCUGCCUUGUGUCUACGAAGAGCCUCACUUCUGCCUCUCGGCCCAGUACCGAGGGGCCAUCCCCACAGGCCACAGACUGCCGUCCCCCCUCACCCUGUGGCCUGGGCCCAUCUAUGCCGUGGACGGGGACUGGGGCAUCAACCAGCGCAUCAUCUACAGCCUCGUGAGACGACAGGGGAACGAGGACGACACUUUCGCCAUUGGCGCUGACUCAGGCAACCUCACCAUGACCAAGAGCGUCUCCAGCCCCCGGACCUUCGUUCUGCUGGUCAAGGGCGAGCAGGAGGACCGCGCCCGCUACUCGGUGACCCAGGUCACCGUGGAGGCCCGGAACGCCUCGGGGAGCCUGCCUCGCUUCCCUCAGAGCCUGUACCGCGGCACCGUGGCUGUGGGCUCCGGUGUGGGCGCGGCAGUCAAGGACGCAGCCGCCCCCUCCCAGCCUCUGAGGAUCUGGGCCCAGGACCCCGAGUUCCCAGACCUCAACUCAGCCAUCACCUACCGAGUCACCAACAACUCCAACUUCCGAAUGCAUGGGGAGGAGGUGCUGACGGCCGCCCAGCUGGGGCAGGCCGGGGUCUUCUACGCAGAGGUGGAGGCCACCAACACGGUGACGUCGGGCACGGCAGCCACCGUCCUGGAGAUCGAAGUCACCGAGCAACCGCCCACCCCCACAGGCACAACCCUGAGGCCACCUGCCUCGUCCACACCUGGGGGGCCCUCCGGUGAGGGAACCAGCACCUCCCCCUCAUCAGCCUCGCCCACUGGGAACUCAACACAGACCCCGAACCCAGGCCCCCCUGGGACUGGAGGAGGUACUGGCGGGGUCCCUCCAGGUGGCAGCCACGCGGAUGACCAGCGCUACUCUGUGACGGAGAUGGCGGCCCUGGGCGGGGUGCUGGGCACGCUGCUGCUGCUGGCGAUCAUCGCGCUGGUGAUCCUGGUGCACAAGCACUAUGGCCACCGGCUGCGGUGCUGCUCCAGCAAGGCGCCGGAGCUCCAGGGCUUUGACAACAAGACCUUCCUCGCGGACGACGGAGAGGCCAACUGGGCGCCCGCCCCCAGCACCCCGCCCACCCACACCCAGGCUGAGGUCCCGGCCGAAGCGUCGCCCGAGCCUCUGACGCCCGAGCCGCCCGCGCCCCCAUUGCCCACGCUGCCCGCCCCUGCGUCCCCCAGCCCCAUCCCCGAGUCCCCUGCGGUUGCCCGGGACGAGGGCGGACCCGCGGGCGUGCGGUCCAUCCUGACCAAGGAGCGGCGGCCCGAGGGCGGCUACAAGGCCGUGUGGUUCGGCGAGAACAUCGGGGCGGAAGCCGACGUGGUGGUGCUGAACGCGCCCACCUCGGAUGCGGACCCGGGCAGCGAGGGUAGCGGCGACGAAGGCGACGGAGCCUCGGACCUGGGCGACGCCCCCUACACGUCCACCCACGACUCCACCUACAUCUAGCGCCCCCCAGCGGAGCAGGGGCCUGGCAGCCGCGCCGCCCCCCAACCCUUUCUCCCCACCCCCGCCCCGCGCCGCGCAGAAUAAAGUGACGGUUC
Phyllostomus hastatus (greater spear-nosed bat) is the source of this 2367-nucleotide messenger RNA. RefSeq names its product cadherin related family member 5 (gene CDHR5). Gene Ontology annotation, biological process: adherens junction organization; cell morphogenesis; multicellular organism development. Lineage: Eukaryota; Metazoa; Chordata; Mammalia; Chiroptera; Phyllostomidae. The record is from RefSeq and is a predicted model, not a curated record. Gene Ontology annotation, molecular function: calcium ion binding; cadherin binding. The transcript has 15 exons. Bases 131 to 2272 code for a protein of 713 amino acids. Gene Ontology annotation, cellular component: adherens junction; catenin complex; plasma membrane.